Penaeus vannamei (Pacific white shrimp) is the source of this 1944-nucleotide messenger RNA. Its product is annotated as probable glutamate receptor. The record is from RefSeq and is a predicted model, not a curated record. Gene Ontology annotation, cellular component: membrane. Gene Ontology annotation, molecular function: ligand-gated monoatomic ion channel activity. NCBI's taxonomy places the organism in Eukaryota, Metazoa, Arthropoda, Malacostraca, Decapoda, Penaeidae.
CAGAUUCCUCGAAGCGGGCCUCUCGGAGCGCCCCAAGAUCCGAGUGCUCAUGCUAGGGCCAGAGAAAGGAGCUGCGUCUUCUCUCCUUCACCCUGCACUUAAGAAUAGCAUCUCCGCCGUCUAUUUCUCCGUGGUGGGAACAAAUUCAUCUUGGAUUGAGGUCGUACGUCGGUGCCUCUACUGCCGAGGGGGGGAGGCCGGGGUAGAGCCACUAGGCCCCUGGCACUCUCGCGAAGCCAUGCCCACUGAAGAGGCAUUGUUUCCAGACGAAUUUCGCAACUUCUACGGCCACAGAUUCCGCGUCGUAACUCUGCGCUAUUUUCCGUUCAUCGAAUACACGAGAGAGAGUGACGCGCCGGGUUCCAAGGUGUCUCCGAGGGACUGUCUCGACCUGCGCAUUCUCUCCUCGCUCGCUUCACGCAACAAUUUCACCUUCGAGAUCCGGGAACCCCUCGACGGCGAGUGGGGCGUCCCGCGCGCCGACACCGGGAACUGGUCGGGGAGCGUCGGGACUUUACAACACGACCUCGCCGACUUCUCCAUGAACCUGACACCGACGCGAGAGAGGUUCCGUGUCAUCCAGUUCUCUCGCGUGUACGUGUCGGAUCCGUAUGUCCUGGUGUCGGCCAAGCCAGGGAUUCUGCCGCCCAUCUUCGCCAUUGUGCGGCCGUUCACAGCUGAUGUCUGGUCCUCCGUCGCUGGGUGUACACUGCUCACGGGCGUUGUGUUGUGGGUGUUGAUGUGGGCGUGGAGGCGUGUGUUUGGCGGGCGUGGAUUUAAGCUGAGUGACGCCCUUAUGUAUCCGUGCAGUCUCCUGCUGGAGGACCCGCCCUAUGAACCGCCCUCCGCUUCUUCGGCCAGGGUUUUGCUCGGAUGGUGGCUGGUGGCGUGUGUGGUCAUCGGAACAGCCUACAGGUCAUCUCUGGUCGCUUUCCUGACCGUGGAGGGCAAGACGCCUCCUAUCAACAGCUUCGAUGACCUGGUUAAGCGGCCAGGGUGGCGGUGGGGCAUGAAGCCAAGCACAGGGUCUUUCUUUGCUUAUUUUAACAGCAGUAAGGACCCCACGACUCAGCUUGUUAAUAAGGGGAUGGAGGUGGACGAUCUCGAGGGCCAGAUGAAGAAAGUGAUGGCGGGGGGCUACUCCUUCGUCAGCACCAAGCUCUACAGCCGCUCCGUCAUCGCCUCCCAGUACACAGACAGCCGGGGUUACACGCCUUUCUACACAGGGACACGAGAGUAUCAUCACCCGCCGGGGAACAGCUGGGGCGUCAGGCGUGGAGGUCCCUUCCUCGACUACCUCAGCACAAAGAAGCUCCAGCUGAUAGAGGCGGGGCUUAUCAACUACUGGCUCGAUGACGUCAUCAGAACCAACGUGAGGGAGACGCGGGCGAAGGGGAAGCAGCAGACGAUCGCCGCGCAGGACCAGAACGAGGGCCGCGUGGUUCUCGGCCUCCACCACCUGCAGGGCGCCUUCUACCUCCUCUUCCUCGGUCACUCGGUCGCUCUCUGCACCUUGCUCCUGGAGGCUUUGACCCAGAAGCUCCCCUUCGGCAGGACCUCCUCAAGGGGUGCCAGGAAGACCUUCGCUGCUUAACACGCCUGAAGGAGGGGCAGAAGGAGUUGAAAUAAGGAGUUAGAAGUUGGGAAAAUUUUAGAUAAAGAAGAUGGCGGGGGAUUUAGCAACGGAGAAUGAUUUUGAAAUGAGGAAUGCUUGGGAAAAAUACUUUUGAGAAAGGGAAUGGUUUGGAAAGAGCGGUGAUUUUGAAACUGAAAAUAUUUUGAGGAAAAAGAUGCUUUUGAAAUGGGGAAUGAUUUAGUUGGUUCUGAAAUUGGGAAAUAUUUGGAAAAUGAGCUGAUUUUGACAUAAGGAAAGUUUUGGGAAAAAUGAUUAUUUCAUUUUGGGAAUGAUUUAGAAGUGGAAUUCAAUGAAAAGGGGAAAGGAAG